Molecule: messenger RNA, 2306 nt
Organism: Nothobranchius furzeri (turquoise killifish)
Lineage: Eukaryota; Metazoa; Chordata; Actinopteri; Cyprinodontiformes; Nothobranchiidae
Source: RefSeq, a predicted model, not a curated record
AGUCAAAACAUGUUUCCAGCAGCUAGAUAACACGUAAUAUCUACACGAUGUUGAAUAUUUUUGUUUUAUAACUGUGCAAAUAAUGGUUUGAGAAAUAGGAAGAAUGAAUGUUUAUUUUUAUCAAUUCACAAAAUGCAAAGUGACUGACUCAAAACAUACAGCUAGAGUCAUUAAAAACUAUCUUAAAACGUUGUCAGUCUUUCUUCCCCCACAGUAACAGUACAUCUCAGAUCGGGACUCACUGGAUUAAACAGUUGAUUGUUUAGAAUGGGAAAUAGAACACUGGAAACUUUGGUGAUUAGGAAGAUACAUUAUGGUUUAGUAUUGGGAAGCUUCAAAAAGUUCAAAAUGGCAAAGAAACGGACAGAAGUUCUGAGGGAGGCGUGUUUAGCAGUUUCUUUUGCGUACUUUCUUAUUUGGCAUUAUUUAUGUGUUUAGUUGUUUUUAUCAUUUACACUUUUAUUAUAUGGAGGAUCCGGAUUCACACUCCUCACAAGUUGAUGGCGGUAAUGCACCCUCGAGUUGUUUGCCAACCCCAAUAAACACCACAAGAAGAAGAACGUAAAGCAGGAAGCAGCAGAGCCAUGGAGGAGUUCAUCGUGCCGUUACAAGCGCUGCUUUUGUGCUUCCACACUGUACUGGAUUUGCAAAGAUGCGUGCAUCACAUGUUUUUGGUGCACCGUCAACUUUCGGCUGCACGGCGCAGAGAGCGGCGAUUGCGUUUGCGGAGAUUGAUGGCUUACCUCCAGAACACUCCCAGAAGACGGAUGGUCUGGGCGAUUGACCGUUCCUCGGAGUGGUGGGACGUUACUGUUCCUGCUUUCACCAACGAGCAGUGGUUGCAAAACUUCAGGAUGACGGAACAGACGUUCCUCUACCUUUGCAACAAGCUACGUCCGGUUCUGGAGCGACAACAUACGUCUUUCCGCAUGUGCGUGCCUUUGCAGAAGAGGGUGGCCAUUGCCCUGUGGCGGCUAGCUACUGGCUCUGAGUACGCUAGCAUUGGACGUCUCUUUGGUGUCGGCUGCACCACGGUGUGCAGGUGUGUGCGGGAGUUUUGUUCUGCUGCAGAGACGUUUUUGGUGCCGGAACAAAUCCGUUUGCCCGACGAAGAGCAGUUUAGAGGGAUGGCUGCUGACAUUGAGAACAGGUGGGGGCUGCCACAGUGUGUGGGUGCCAUUGAUGCCUGUCACAUUCCCAUCUUAUCGCCUCAGCACAACCACAAUAAAUAUCUCAAUCACAAUGGCUGGCACUCCAUAAUCCUCCAGGGCGUCGUGGAUGGAAACGGCCUCUUCUGGAACGUGUUCGCUGGGUUGCCAGGGAGCUUGGAUGAUGCCAGGGUUCUGAGACUCUCCACACUGUGGGAGCUCGCCAGCCGGGGAAACCUGUUCCCAGCGCACACCAGGAGUGUUGGCACGAUGACUACUGGCUACUACAUCCUGGGAGACUCGCCUUAUCCCUUACUGGACUGGCUCCUAAAACCGUUCCACGACAAUGGGCGGCUGCCAUCAGAACAGCAGAUGUGCAACCACAAAUUCAGAAGAGUGCAGCUCGUGGCUGAAAGUGCUUUCAGGAAGCUGAAGGGAAGGUGGCAGUGUCUUCUGAAGAAGAACGAGUGUCAGGUCCAGCUGGUGAAGUCUACGGUGCUGACCUGCUGUGCCCUGCAUAAUCUCUGUGAGAGUAAUGGAGACAUUUAUGAGACGUUGUGGGAUGAGGCGGUUGCAGAGGCGGUUGGACAGCAGUCCGUGGUGGCCGUGCCGCUGGAUGUGGAGGAGGGGGGUGGGCAUGUCCGAGAUGCUCUAAUGAAGCACCUGCUGGGCGACGGUCAGCCCGUAACGUAGGGCCGUAACAGCUCACACCUUCUGACUGAUGUACAGCUUUGACCUAUGGGGCAGUUUGGUCGACUGCAUUUUUAUGUGCCUGAAGUGCGUCUUUUGUUUUCUUUUGCACAAAAAGUUAUCUUGUUUUCCUGUGACUACCUCAUUUAUCUUAUUGUAGUUUGAUUGUGUCCUGUCUCAUUUUUAUGACAUCAUGGCUACUUCUGGUCCUCUAGGGCCACCGUCCUGCAGGUUUGGGCUGUUUUUCUGACUGAAUCCAGGAAUCUCCUCAGUUUUUUCUGAAAAUUUUCAAAAGCCUCCCAUUAAUCCAGGUGUGUUGAUGCAGGGAACCAUUCAGGUGUCCCUUGACUAUCAGGAUUAAGUAGGUGGGGUCUAGUUGGUGGCCUUUUGUGCGUCUUUUAUAACCUGCAAAAUAAAUGAUUCUGUUCAUGUUGCAGUGACAAUAAAAAGUGAACUGCACAAUAAUAA